UCUUCUCCACACUCCUCUCUCUCUCUCUCUGUGUAUUCCGUACACUCCCAAACCUCUAAAUUCCCCAAUUCCCGAAACCCUAGCCGCCGGAGAUGCCUACGCGGGCGAAGCGGACCAGGAUUUGCAGCUCGCCUAGCUCCGGGGAGGCCGGCGUGAUCCGCCAGCUCCCGCCGAAGGAGCCGGAGCAGUCCAAUUGCCGGUUCGCGGCUUUCGGAAAUGUUGUCAGUUCUGUGAAGCCAUCGCGGGAGGAAGCACGUAGAGAUCAUGCUCGGCCGGCGAUUCUGACGGUGUCGUCGCCGGAGAUUGUUUUUAUGGAGCCCGCGGCGGCGCAGGUUGAUCAGUUCCUCGACGAAUGCUACUUUUGCCAGAAGAGGAUCCCUCAAAACGCUGAUGUGUUCAUACUUUUUGGUGCAUUCUGUUCGGAAGUGUGCCGUUUCCAGCAAAUUUACAAGGACAAGGUAGCGGAGCAAGCACUUGUUAAAUCAACUAGAACCGCCAUCAACGGCACGAAGAGCAAUGUGAAUGGCUCAUGAGUAGGUAGAGAGACCAACUUGGUGGCGCAUGGCUAUCAUAUUUUUGAGAUUUGCCUGCGCUUUUGGUUGUCACAGUUGUAAGUAUUUUGCAUUUAAAUUGCUUCAUUUGGGUUAUCAGUAGGUUAUAUAUAGUAGUAACUAGCUCCAUUUAGGAUCAGAAAUAAGAAGUUGGUUAAUUUUCUUUUGAAGUACGGAAUGUAUUGCCAUAUUUUUGUUUCGGCAUUCAAAUGGAGCUAGCAGAGCUGUGGUCAAGAUUUCCUCAGAUACGAGUUAUAUAAAUGAUAAGAAUCGUAAACAUGUGCAAAACUUAGCCUGCCUUCUUUCAUUGAGUUUGUUUCUUAUCUGCAACUUUAGGUCUUACGACUUUGGUUUGUUAUUCUGUAGUAUACAUGUUUUCCUCAUGAAGGAAGGAUUACUUUGUUUUUCUCCCUACCAGAAUGACCAUCUAAUUUUCAUAUCUCAUGAGAAUUUGGAGUGUGUAGUCAAGAGCUUGCUUGUUGGAAGUCCUUAUUCAGCAUUUAUGUAUGUAUAUACAUACAAACAUAUAUGAGCAAGCUUUCACUUCAGCCUUGAUAUCUAAUGUUAUAUGUAAACUGGUAUAUAGAUUGCAG
Rosa chinensis is the source of this 1144-nucleotide messenger RNA. RefSeq names its product FCS-Like Zinc finger 5. The record is from RefSeq and is a predicted model, not a curated record. The coding region runs from base 93 to 533 and encodes 146 amino acids. NCBI's taxonomy places the organism in Eukaryota, Viridiplantae, Streptophyta, Magnoliopsida, Rosales, Rosaceae. The transcript has 2 exons.